AUGGGGCUGUCAAGGUUGAUCGGAAUGAAGGCAGCGGUGUUGUUCUUGGGAUUCCUGUGCACUAGGAACUCUGGAAUCGCCCUGGUUCCUGUGUUUCUUCUGCACGCCUCUUUGGUCUCGUCGUUGGUCGCCAUUACAUCCCAUCCAUCCCUAAAUCUUCCUCUGCUCUUGGGAAAGAGUUCGGAUGGGACCUUUCCACUCUGGUCCAUCCUCCUAUUCGCCCCCUACCUAGUGUUUAUCAGGAUCUUUGUGUUCCUGAGGAGAUUGAAGAGCAGGGAGCCGGUGUACAGUGAAAUCAUCCAAGGGCUGUACGUUGGAGGAUGGCCUUCUUCCCCCCAUCACUUGCCGCCCGGCGAUCCUGCAGUGAUUGAUUGCACCUGUGAGCUUCCCAGAAGCUCGGCUCUGUCGAGCAAUGCCUACCUGUGCGUUGCUACAUGGGACACAAGGGCGCCGCGGCCAUCAGAGAUCGAAUCGGCCGUCCGCUGGGCGUGCAGGAAAAGAGCUCAGAACAAUCCCGUGUACAUCCACUGUGCUUUUGGUGGGCAGCCUCUCCUUGGUCCAUAUCUUCCCACCUCCGAGUAGUUCUCGCUGAUGUUUUCUUCUUGAUCUCAUGUUUCGGAGUUUUUUUCUUUGGGUCGUCGUCUUCGACUUUGUGAAGUUGGAUUAUCAUCUUCUGCUCUGACUUUGGCUGGGCGGAUGAACACCGGUGCAAUGACAGGCCACGGGCGAAGCGUCUGCGUGAUGUGCGCUCUCCUGGUGGCGCUGGGCGCCGCCGACGACUGGAAGGCGGCGGAGAGGAUGAUCAUGGAGAGGAGGCCCUUCAUCCAGAUGAACGCCCUCCACGGGCAGCAUCUGGAGGAGUGGUCAAGGCACCGGAUUUCUCCCCCACCCAACCGGCGAGGGGCUCUGGGCUCCGCCCCUCUGCCCGGGUCUUCUCUGUGA
Molecule: messenger RNA, 942 nt
Organism: Spirodela intermedia
Lineage: Eukaryota; Viridiplantae; Streptophyta; Magnoliopsida; Alismatales; Araceae
Source: the annotation of a GenBank genome assembly